CUCCAACAUGGGAACAUCCAUGGAAAAUUUUGCAAAUGAGGAGGAACACAUCUUUCGUAGCCAAUAUUCACCUGUUCCUAUUCCUGACAAUGUUACAUUACCAGAAUUUGUGCUUCAAAAUGCUGAAUUAUAUGCUGAUAAGGUUGCAUUUGUGGAUGCUGUCACUGGAAAAGGGAUCACUUAUAAUGAGGUGGUCAGAGACACUAAGAGGUUUUCAAAGGCAUUGAGAUCUCUUGGUAUAAGAAAAGGGAAUGUUGUGAUUGUAGUACUUCCAAAUAUACCUGAGUAUGCCAUUGUUGCUUUGGGGAUCAUGGCUUCUGGUGGUGUCUUCUCAGGGGCAAAUCCAGCAUCACAUACAUCAGAAAUUAAGAAACAGGCAGAGUCUGCUGAUGCCAAAUUAAUUGUCACAAAUAGCUCAAGCUAUGAUAAGGUGAAAGGCCUAGAAGUACCUGUUGUUGUGCUGGGAGACGAAGUUGUUGAAGGUGCCAUGAAUUGGAACAAACUGCUAGAAGCAGCAGACAGAGCAGGUGAUGAUAUGAUAAGGGAAGCUGUUAACCAGAAUGAUCUUUGUGCCAUGCCAUUCUCUUCAGGCACCACAGGGAUGUCAAAGGGUGUGAUGCUCACUCACAGAAACCUUGUAGCUAAUCUUUGCUCCACGCUUUUCGGCGUAGCGCCGGAAAUGGUGGGUAAGGUCACCAUACUAGGCCUAAUUCCCUUCUUUCACAUCUAUGGCAUCACUGGCAUAUGCUGUGCCACUCUUAGGAACAAAGGGAAAGUUGUGGUGAUGGGAAGAUUUGAGCUGAAAGCAUUUCUCAAUGCCUUGAUCACACAUGAGAUCACAUUUGCACCCAUUGUGCCUCCAAUCAUUCUCAGCUUGGUGAAAAAUCCCAUUGUAGAUGAAUUUGAUCUCAGCAAGCUUAAACUCCAGGCUGUUAUGACUGCAGCAGCACCACUUGCACCAGAACUCCUAACAAACUUUGAACACAAGUUCCCUGGUGUUCUUGUUCAAGAGGCGUAUGGACUAACUGAGCAUAGCUGCAUCACACUCACCCAUGCACAAAAAGGGUUGGGGAGUCCACAUAAAAAUUCAGUGGGGUUCAUCCUCCCAAAUUUGGAAGUCAAAUUUGUUGAUCCUGAAACUGGUAAAUCCCUCCCAAGGAACACACCAGGGGAACUCUGUGUAAGAAGCCAAUGUGUGAUGCAAGGUUACUAUAAACAGGUGGAUGAGACUGCUCAGACCAUUGACAAGAAUGGAUGGCUUCACACUGGUGACAUAGGAUUCAUAGAUGAUGAAGAGAAUGUUUUUAUUGUUGAUCGUAUCAAGGAGUUGAUUAAAUACAAAGGCUUCCAAGUUGCUCCUGCAGAGUUAGAGGCUAUUUUGCUGUCUCAUCCCUCAAUUGAAGAUGCUGCUGUUGUGUCAUUACCAGAUGAAGAGGCAGGGGAAAUCCCAGCUGCAAGUGUUGUUUUGAGCCUUGGUGCCAAAGAGAGUGAAGAGGACAUUAUGAACUAUGUUGCCUCCAAUGCUGCUAGUUACAAGAAAGUGAGAGUGGUGCACUUUGUGGAAUCCAUACCAAAAUCACCAUCUGGGAAAAUAAUGAGAAGGCUUGUCAAAGAGAAGAUGGUGGAAAAGAUGAAGACAAAUUCCACAACUAAAUCCAUCACUCUCUAAAUCAGUGGAAAAUAAUGUAACCUUUGCUUUGAUAUUUCAUGCUUCUUCAUCUAGUUAAUCUGUGUUGCACUGCUACUAAGAGAGUGAAUUUUUAUUUUAGUACAUGUUGGAAGUAAUAUCCGAGAAUAAAAUUUGGUAAUUUUAUUGUUGCCCUUGUUGUUGUGAUACUUAUUUUAAUUAUUUUUUUGUU
Lotus japonicus is the source of this 1859-nucleotide messenger RNA. RefSeq names its product 4-coumarate--CoA ligase-like 1. The record is from RefSeq and is a predicted model, not a curated record. Bases 8 to 1669 code for a protein of 553 amino acids. Gene Ontology annotation, biological process: fatty-acyl-CoA biosynthetic process. The transcript has 6 exons. Gene Ontology annotation, molecular function: long-chain fatty acid-CoA ligase activity. Lineage: Eukaryota; Viridiplantae; Streptophyta; Magnoliopsida; Fabales; Fabaceae.